Molecule: messenger RNA, 1350 nt
Organism: Brenthis ino (lesser marbled fritillary)
Lineage: Eukaryota; Metazoa; Arthropoda; Insecta; Lepidoptera; Nymphalidae
Source: the annotation of a GenBank genome assembly
AUGAAACCGGUAAUUUGUACUGUCUUACUUGUGACAGUGUUUUGUGUGGUCUUUGCGCAAGAGGACUGCAUUACACCAACAAAGGUAGAUGGUACCUGCCUACCCAUAACUCAGUGCAAGAAUUUAAAACCUCAAAAAUCGCUGACAGCUGAAGAGCGCGAGUCCAUCAAACAGUGGCAUUGUGGUUUCGAAGGGGAAAUACCUAAAGUGUGUUGUCCUCCUGAAUCGAUUACAAUAAGUCCUAUCGAAAAGGUAACAUCAACUACGUCAUCACCGAAGCCGGCAUACCAGAAAGUUUGCGCGACCAGAUCUGGAACCUUUGGAUUUUGUGUCAGGCUUGCGUUAUGUCCCAAACUAUCCCAAAUGGUGACACGAGCCACGAAAGAAGAUUUAGAAUUUGUACAGAGAUCUAGGUGUACGGGUGACGCCCCGUACAGCGUUUGCUGCGAUACAUUCGAAACUGACAAUGCUAAGGACAGAUUUGCGGGUCAGUUACAAAAAUGUACUACCAAGGUCUCACCGUUUGAUCUGAAACCUCCAUGUUGUGGCACUGAAAGUACGGCGGGGAAUAAAAUUAUAGGUGGGACACCAACUUCGCUUGAUCAAUACCCAUGGUUGACAAUAAUUGAAUAUACAAGACCUUAUUUGUGCGGGGGAACUCUCAUUAGUAGUCUAUACGUACUGACGGCAGCUCACUGCCUCGUCACGACUACUAAGGCUUCUAGAGGGGCGAAAUCAGUUCGUCUUGGCGAAUACAACACGACUAACAGUGGGCCAGAUUGUAUAGAGGUGGAGGGCGAUGGGGAGGAUUGCACAAAUGGCACAAUCUCAAUACCAAUAGCCACGACUAUUGUACAUGAAAAUUAUGGUUCAGACCAAAAUAUUUAUCACUCUAACGACAUUGCUCUCAUCAAAUUAGCAGAGAUGGCUUCAUAUACUGAUUUCAUUCAUCCUAUAUGUUUACCGACAUCCGAUAUAACUCAAAGGCAACCUGACAACUUACGGUUCGUGGUAGCCGGUUGGGGCGCUGUGAAUGAGACAUUUAGUCAAAGCGACGUUAAGCUUCACACAACUAUCCCUUACGUGAAUCAAGAGCACUGUAGAGAAAAGGUCUACAAACGCGGCGGCGCGUCUGUGAUAUGGGACAAACAAAUGUGUGCCGGCGGCGAAUUAAAUAAGGAUUCUUGCAAAGGAGACUCCGGGGGCCCGCUAAUAUAUGCAUAUGAAAAGUAUCAAGAGAUCGUGGGAGUGAUAAGUUUUGGUUUUCUACAGUGUGGUAACGAUGGUCAGCCUAGCAUUUACACUAGAGUGUACGAUUACCUUGAAUGGAUUAAAGACAAUACCAAGCCC